AUGCAUCUGAUAAAAGAUAAUUCAAUUGUUGUUACCAAAGCUCAAUAUACAGCUGAAGAAUUUAUUCAAAAGAAAAUUGAUUUACUUAAAGAUGAAGUUGAACCGUUUUUUGCUGUUGAUCUUGAAGAUGUAUGCAAUAAACAUAUUCGUUGGCUUACAUCAAUGCCUCGUGUAACACCACAUUAUGCUGUUAAAUGCAACGAUGAUAUUAAUGUUAUUAAACUACUUGCUUAUCUUGGAGCUGGUUUUGAUUGUGCAAGCAAAGUUAUGGAUUUAGGUGUAACAGCUGACCGUAUCGUUUAUGCUAAUCCAUGUAAACAAUCAUCAUAUAUACGUUAUGCACAAGAAUCUGGCGUUGAAAUAAUGACAUUUGAUAAUGAACAAGAAUUAAUGAAAAUUAAACAGAUAUAUCCAAAUGCUAAACUUGUUUUACGUAUUGUAACUGAUGAUUCUAAUGCUGUUUGUCGUUUUUCAAUGAAAUUUGGUGCUGACAUGAAUACAGCACGUAAAUUAAUUGACAAAGCUCAGGAAAUUGAUAUGACAAUUAUUGGUGUUAGUUUUCAUUGUGGUAGUGGUCAAAUGACAAGCAAAGCAUUUGUUGAUGCUAUACAAAAUGCUCGAAUAAUUAUGAAUUAUGGAAUUAAAUUAGGUUUUAAUAUGCAUCUUCUUGAUAUUGGUGGUGGUUUUCCAGGAAAUAGCGGAACUGAAGAUUAUUUUUCAGAAAUUUCUGCAGCUGUUAAUAAAACACUUGAUGAACAUUUUCCUGAGGAUGGAAAUAUUCGAAUAAUAGCUGAGCCAGGUCGAUAUUAUGUUGCUUCGGCAUAUGCAUUAGCUACAAAUGUUAUUGCUUCACGAGAAAUGAUCGAUUCAGAAACGGGUAAUUUGAAAUAUAUGUAUUACAUCAAUGAUGGUGUUUAUGGUUCAUUCAAUUGUGUACUUUAUGAUCAUUAUGUACCUGAACCUUAUUUGCUUGCUAAGAAUGAAUCUAGUGAAAAAUAUACAUCAUCAAUCUGGGGACCAACAUGUGAUGGUCUUGAUUGUAUUAAUAAAUCAAUUCAAAUACCAAAGUUAAAUAUUGGUGAUUGGAUUUUAUGGAAAAAUAUGGGUGCAUAUACAAUAUCAGCAGCAGUACAAUUUAAUGGUAUUCCAUUUGGUAAACCACUUUAUUUUAUGUCAAAACAAUUUUGGGAUUCAGUAAAAGCUGCAUUUCAAACUGUUCCACGAAAAUAUCAAAUCGAUACAUCUGUUAUUCGUCAUAAUUCAUGCGAUUGCUCAAAUGAAGUUGAAGAUGAUAUGUUACCAUGGAUUCCUGAAGAUUUCAUUGAAGAUGCAACUGUUGUUACAAUUCAAUGA
Messenger RNA from Rotaria sp. Silwood2, 1353 nucleotides. The record is from the annotation of a GenBank genome assembly. NCBI's taxonomy places the organism in Eukaryota, Metazoa, Rotifera, Eurotatoria, Philodinida, Philodinidae.